AUGGCUCCAAAGGUUCAACAAACUAAGGCUGCUAAGGCCGCUGCCGCUUUAGCCGGUGGUAAGAAGGGUAAAAAGAAGUGGAAUAAGGGUAAGGUUAAGGACAAGGCCCAGCACGUUGUCAUCUUGGACCAGGACAAAUACGACAGAAUCUUGAAGGAUGUCCCAACUUACAAGUUCGUUUCUGUCUCCGUCUUGGUUGAUAGACUUAAGAUCGGUGGUUCCGUUGCCAGAGUUGCCUUGAGACAAUUGGAAGACGACGGUAUCAUUGCUCCAGUCUUGAAGCACUCCAAGCAAGCCAUCUACACCAAGGUCGAAUAA
Scheffersomyces stipitis CBS 6054 is the source of this 318-nucleotide messenger RNA. It is a transcript of the gene RPS25B, whose product is annotated as 40S ribosomal protein eS25. Bases 1 to 318 code for a protein of 105 amino acids. Gene Ontology annotation, cellular component: cytosolic small ribosomal subunit. The record is from RefSeq and is a predicted model, not a curated record. Lineage: Eukaryota; Fungi; Ascomycota; Pichiomycetes; Serinales; Debaryomycetaceae. Gene Ontology annotation, molecular function: structural constituent of ribosome. The transcript has a single exon.